AGCAGACCACUGCUCGAAUGCCGCUGAAGAUAGUGCCGGCUUUAUUGCAACAGAUGCAGGGAUGCGCUAAUAAACUGCAUUCAGCUCCGUUCGUGAAGUUAAUAUACUAAAGACAGCACCCAGUCAAAGACGUCAUUGUUAGAGUCGUCGGCAUAUGCAUCACACGGACAAGCAUUCGACCGACGAAACAUCAGCAAUAAAUAAGACGAACAUAAUGAAUAUAGAGAAUUAAGCGAAAAUCAAAAAAACGUGAGAAACUAUACUGACAAUAAAGAAGUGAUUUGUGGUAAACGGACGUGCAGCUGAGAAGAGCACUUGGAUCACAAAAGGGAGAUAUGGAUCCUGUCGAAUCGCCAGACUAUUUGGAUCCUAUCUCAGAUCAAGAUGAAUAUCCCGACUAUAACCUUACGCAAUCGUUUAACAAAUCUAUGAUUUUCAAUAAAGUCAACGACACGAAGACAUUCGAAAAAUAUUAUAAUGAAUAUAACCUGACUGACGAGGAGUAUAUCGACGAUAUUUUACAGUUUAUUUUUCCGACACCGCCCGAAUGGUUCCUUAUACUGUUGUAUACUAUCAUAUUCAUAGUCGGAAUAGUUGGAAACUUUCUCGUCUGUUUUGCAGUAUGGCGAAAUCAUCAUAUGAGAACGGUCACAAAUUAUUUCAUCGUGAAUUUGGCGAUAGGCGACUUUCUAGUAAUUCUAGUAUGCCUCCCGCCUACCGUUCUGACAGAUGUCACAGAGACGUGGUAUUUGGGAACGGUUAUGUGCAAGAUAAUCAAAUAUAUCCAGGGCGUGUCAGUAGCUGUAUCUGUCUUGACAUUGAGUAUUAUCUCAUUGGAACGCUGGUAUGCCAUCUGCCACCCAUUGAAGUUCAGGGCCACUGCGACCCGCGCCCGAAUUAUGAUUGUCGUAAUUUGGUGGGUGUCGUGCGUGAUCUACAUUCCUGAACUGGUCUCUCUAAAAAUGUCGAGAACCCUGCCCCAACACUAUAACUUCGUAGAUCUCCUGACUAAAUGUACGCCUAUCUGGCCGGAGUCACUACCUAGCAACAGUCAGAUGAUUUAUCAGUUGUUUUCCAUAGUAGCCCUUUACUUCAUCCCGCUCUGCUUCAUGAGCUUUACAUACAUUCAUAUCGCUGUCUGCCUCUGGAGCAGAGCUAUCCCGACAGAAACCACGGGAUCAGGCAAAGGAAGGGUAAUAGCAAACGACAGACAAGCACAGAGUAUGGAGAACCAACUUCAGGGGAGGCGAAAAGCUGCAAAAAUGCUGAUUGCUGUCGUCAUAAUGUUCGCUAUAUGUUACUUACCGGUUCAUAUGCUGAACAUAUUGAGAUAUGCUGGAGUUCUCCCCCGUCAUGAAUCUGUGGACGUUCUUGCGCUUAUUUCCCAUUGGCUAUGUUACUUCAAUAGCGCCAUCAACCCUGUUAUCUACAACUUCAUGAGUGAGAAAUACCGUAAAGAGUUUAGUUUAGCAUGCAAGAUAUGCUUCAAAUUAUGCAGUUCAACCACCUCAUCAAACCCCGAAUCGAUUCCAAACCGACGUUUCCAGCAACACGUACCACUCAUCAAGACUCCAAAUGGAUCAUCCCAGUGUGUCCACAACCCUAGGCAAAUUCAGUAACUACCUCUCCAUCUCCUUUGUUGUUAGUUAUAGCCGAUCGGGUAUUGUUGUAGUGCCGUUUGAGAAGUGACAAUGGUAUUGGUUAAAUCUAAAUUCAGGCAAGAGUUCCAUACGGCGUGUCCUUGUUGUUUCUACGCAUGCAAUAGGGUAGCGAGGAGAAAAGGACGAUACGAUAGCUACUCCUAUACGUACAAAUACUCGAACAACAUUAGUCAGACUGAACAGAUGUCAAUGUCGGCAGUCAAUUCAAACGCAAACAGUGUUGGUUGAUGUAGAAUAGAGUGGUGGAUAUAACAGUUUUGGAGACAGACUCCUAUACACAUGGUACACCCAUGUUAUUAAAAGUGGGCUUGCUAUAGCUGAUGAUCGUAUACAUAUUAUAAAAUAUGAUAUAGCGACAAGAAUUUAACAUUCUAGCCUAGCCUAUAUUAAUGAUUUUGUGAUCUGAUCGAAGGUAAAUCUAUAAGAGAUGCCAUCGUGAUCGGGGAUAAAUCUGAUAUACUGUAUACACGUGUAUGAAUCAUAUGAAAUAACCUCUAUCUGUAUAUAAACGACAAUUAAAAUACAAUAUUAUUAUAUUGUCUUGUAAUCAAUAUAACAACUGGUAGAUUAUGUUGAAAAAUGUGUCCUUUGUUAAUUUGGAACAGUUUGCUGUAAAAUGAACUGACGACUGGCUCAGUACGUCAGUAGUUAAGAAAGUUUAAGUGCACAUGUACGUUGUAGGAUGGGGUCAAAUUCCAAAGCAUUUUCUCACAUUGCCUUUGUGAUGUGUCAG
Owenia fusiformis is the source of this 2394-nucleotide messenger RNA. Lineage: Eukaryota; Metazoa; Annelida; Polychaeta; Sabellida; Oweniidae. The record is from the annotation of a GenBank genome assembly.